CUGGAAGCGCGGAGCUCCUAGUAGUAAAGCCGGGGGAGGACGCAGGAGUGGAUAGGGAAGUGGGCAUUCUUUUGGGCUCAGAGAUUGGCAGGGGCCUUGGAGAGGCGCUCUAGUCGUGUUGAGGGUUCCACUGAGGGCCAGCAGCAGCGAAGAGGACUCUCGGUGGGGGCCUAGAGCAGAGGGGCUGCAAAAAGGAUGUAGAUGACUUUAUAGGCGCAUUGGUAGAGAUGAGGGUGAGGAGAUUCCGGGGAGGAACAGUAAAGGCGAGAGAUGAUGUAAAGAGACCAUAUUGGUUAGGGGUGGUGUAGAGGGUCAUAGAAGUGAGGGGGUGGUAGAGAGAAGCUGUAAAGGUACCACAGAGGUGAGGGAGCCAUACAGAGGGACAUAGACUUGAAAGAGGAGGCCUUGGAUGGUGCAAACGGUUAAGCGCUGACUACUAGCUGGAAAGGUUGGCCGUUGGAACCCACCCAGAGGCGCCACAGAAGAGAGGCCUGGUGGUCUGCUUCCAAAAGGUCACAGCCUUGAAAACCCUAUGGAGCCGUUUUACUCUGCACACAUGGGGUCUACAUGAGUCAGAAUCAACUCGUGGCAAAUAAUAACAAACGUGAAAGGUUCGCUUUGGUGGGCAUAGACGUGAAGUAGCGAUGUAGAGGGGCAGAAGAGUGCUCAGGGGGAUGUUUGUAGGGGAGAGGUUAGAGGAGAGAAAGAAGCUACUUACAGUGAGCUCUGUAGAGCGCUGUGAGGAGGCUCUCUAGAGUCUGGCCUAGUGAAGGCACCAGAACGAGGCACCUAAGGCAUUUCAAAGUAGUGACUUCCUCCAUUUGACUAGGAAUGUGGGUCCUCCUCCGAGGUGGAUCCCCCUUCCGUACCCUGCUGCCCCUGCGUGGGGAAUGGAUGGGUCGGAGGGGCGUGCCCCGAAGCUUAGUCCCAGGACCUCCUCGCAGACGGUACAGGAAGGAGGCUCUUCCAGCCUUAGACGUACCAGUGUUGCCUGUAACUGCAACUGACAUCCGCCAAUAUUUGCGGACUCAUGGGAUCCCCUUCCAGGAUGGCCACAGCUGCCUGCGGGCACCCAGCCCCUUUGCAGGGGCCUCACAGCACAAGGACCAUGCUGGUGGUACCACUUCCUUCAGCCUCUUCAUUGACAAGACCACAGGCCGCUUUCUCUGCAUGGCCAGCCUAGCAGAGGGGAGCUGGGAAGACUUCCAAGCCAGUGUGGAGGGGCGAGGGGACGCAACUAAGGAGGGGGUCCUGCUCAGUAAGGCCCCAGAACCUGUGGACAGUGAGGAGGUCCGGAGGAUCUGGGACCGAGCAGUACCUCUCUGGGAGCUGCCUGACCCACAGGAAGCCCAGCUGGCUCGUGUGAUGUUUGGCCUCUCCAAGGUGACGGAUGAUACACUCAAGCGUUUCAGUGUGCGGUAUCUACGGCCUGCUCGCAGUCUUGUCUUUCCUUGGUUCUCCCCUGGAGGCUUGGGAUUGCGAGGCCUGAAGCUAGUAGGGGCUGAAGGCCAGGGGGAUGGAGUGCACUAUGUGGAGACCACCAUUCCCCGGCCUGGUGCCUUCCACAAUCUGUUUGGAUUACCACUGAUCAAUCGCCGAGAUGUUGAAGUAGUACUGACUAGUCGUGAGCUGGACAGCCUGGCUUUGAACCAAUCCAUGGGAUUGCCCACCCUUGCCCUACCAAGGGGAAUAGCCUGCCUACCCCCUGCCUUACUCCCUUACCUUGAACAGUUCAGACGUAUUGUACUCUGGCUGGGGGAUGACCUUCGGUCCUGGGAAGCUGCCAAGUUGUUUGCUCGAAAACUGAAUCCUAAGCGAUGCUCUUUGGUGCGGCCUGGGGACCAGCAGCCCCGUCCCCUGGAGGCCCUGAAUCAAGGCUUAAAUCUUUCUCGUAUCCUGCGUUCUGCCCUGCCUGCCUGGCACAGGUCUAUUGUGUCUUUCCGGCAGCUUCGGGAGGAGGUGCUAGGAGAACUGUCAAAUGUGGAGCAAGCAGCUGGCGUCCGCUGGAGUCGCUUUCCAGACCUCAAUCGCCUCCUAAAGGGGCAUCGGAAGGGCGAGCUGACAGUCUUCACAGGGCCAACAGGCAGUGGAAAGACAACAUUCAUCAGUGAGUAUGCCCUGGAUUUGUGUACCCAAGGAGUGAACACACUAUGGGGUAGCUUUGAGAUCAGCAACGUGAGACUAGCCCGGGUCAUGCUGACACAGUUCGCUGUGGGGCGGCUGGAAGAGCAACUGGACAAAUAUGAUGAAUGGGCCGACCGCUUUGAGGACCUUCCCCUCUAUUUCAUGACUUUCCAUGGGCAACAAAGUAUCAGGACUGUAAUAGAUACAAUGCAACAUGCAGUCUACGUCUAUGACAUUUGUCAUGUGGUUAUCGACAAUCUGCAGUUCAUGAUGGGUCACGAGCAGCUGUCCACAGACAGGAUUGCAGCUCAAGACUACAUUGUCGGGGCCUUCCGGAAGUUCGCUACAGACAACAGCUGCCAUGUGACAUUGGUCAUUCACCCCCGUAAGGAGGAUGAUGACAAGGAACUGCAGACAGCAUCCAUUUUUGGCUCAGCCAAAGCAAGCCAAGAAGCAGACAACGUUCUGAUCCUACAGGACAGGAGGCUGGUAACUGGGCCAGGGAAACGGUAUCUGCAGGUGUCCAAGAACCGCUUUGAUGGAGAUGUAGGUGUCUUCCCACUUGAGUUCAACAAGAGCUCCCUCACCUUCUCCAUCCCGCCAAAGAGCAAGGCCCGACUCAAAAAGAUCAAGGAUGACAAUGGAUUAGUGGCCAAAAAGCCCUCUUCUGGCAAAAAGGGGGCUGUGUCCCAGAACUCUGAGACCUGCCUGGACCAGGCCCCCAACGCCUAGCAGCCAGACACCUGUCAGCCUUCAUGGUGCGGGUAGUGCAGAGCUGAACAUUGAAAUAAGCCUGGCAGGACAGGCUGGGGCAGAGACUCCUGGCCCUCUGACCACUGACAGUGGUGCUGAGCUAUGGGCCCUUCUCAGUCGGAGGGGCCUCGGCUAGGGCAGCGUUCCAUAUGAGAGAAUUCCAUUUAACAGAUAUCUGAGAACCUACUCUGUACCAGGCUUUGUUCUGGGUCCUCGGGAUAGAGCACUGAGCAUGACAGAUGUGGUCCCUGUUUCCAUGAGACCUGCAUUCUGAUGGGGGAGAAGAGAUAAGCAAUGAACAAAUAAGCAGAAAACAUAAUUUCAGAUAGUAAAAAGCGCUAUAAAGAACACAGCAAUAGUGUGAUAGUGCUUGCAGGCUAGUUUAAGUGGUGGGAAAACGUGUCUCUGAGCAGAGGGAUUAGAGAAGGGGCCGAAAGAACCAGAAGGAGCAAGCCAUGUGAACAUCUGAAGGAAGAAGGGAUCGCAGCGGCGGGAAGAGUAAGUACAGAGGCCCUGAGGUGGGAAUGACCAAGUUGAGUUAAAACAGGUCAGGCCCCUGAACCUGGAGGGGAAUGAGGAGUUCCUUGUCAGAACUCUACCUGAGGCUUUCAGAGCCAAAGGGUGACGUGGUAGGUGCCAGUUCCUCUGCUCCUCACUCUGUGAAGCCUGUCGUGAGACGGCAUUUGCUAGAAUUGGCAUCCUAGGUGCUUGGCCCUAGAAUAUCAGGGCCCCAAAACUGGGAGUCACCUCGCCCUGGAUUGCUUAGCAACAGAGUCACAGAAGGAAGCUGUGAGCCCAGAGUGCCUGCCCCCUGGAUACUGAUGCCAAGGCUUGCUGCCUCAGGCAGGCAAUGCUUCUGGGGUAGAGGCAGCCAU
Trichechus manatus latirostris (Florida manatee) is the source of this 3752-nucleotide messenger RNA. It is a transcript of the gene TWNK, whose product is annotated as twinkle mtDNA helicase. Gene Ontology annotation, biological process: mitochondrial DNA replication. Gene Ontology annotation, molecular function: single-stranded DNA binding; 5'-3' DNA helicase activity; ATP binding. Lineage: Eukaryota; Metazoa; Chordata; Mammalia; Sirenia; Trichechidae. The transcript has 5 exons. Bases 832 to 2856 code for a protein of 674 amino acids. The record is from RefSeq and is a predicted model, not a curated record. Gene Ontology annotation, cellular component: mitochondrion.